AUGUGUCAUUGAUUAGCUAAUCUUUCAGUCAAACGGACCGGACACUUCGGAGAAGUUUUCAAAAUUCAAAAUGUCAGCGUUAUGUGAACAGUAAAUGCUAGCGCUGUCUUUACCUACGACGAAACACCACAUGUCAUAUUAGCGACGGCAGCAGGGGAACCAGCAGCUGAUCCUCCUCCCGGUGACAGUGAAGCAACACCUGACUGGAACAGCCUGUUCUCUCAGAGAUCAUGGACGCGCUGGUUCAGUUCACGAACCAAAGCCAAGGGAAGGACCGCAUAUUCAGGGCGACCCAGUAUGCGUGUGCGCUGUCGGUGUAUCUGCUGCGGAGCAGCGACCGGAGAGACGUCGCUGCCAAACUCAAGAGUCUGGAGAACAGCAUGAGCACGGGGCGGAAAUUGCUCAGGCUGGGGAACACUGUGAAUGCCAUUGAUGCUGCCAAGCGAACCGUGCGGCUCUCGGACAGAGUGCUGUGCCUGUGCCUCACCCUGGCCAACGCCAACCGCGCCCUCUACUUUAUCUGCGAUAACCUACUUUGGGCCAGAAGCGUCGGCCUUAUCCGCCACGUCGACAAGGAGCGCUUGAACUUGAACGCCUCACGCUUCUACUUCUACUCCUUAGUGAUGAAUCUGACCAGAGAUCUCUAUGCGGUUCUCCAGCUGAUGAUGCAGAAGGGUAGAGAUGCACACUUGAAGGAGAAAAUGGACCGGCAUCUCAACGAGAGCCCCGAAGUGGCCGAAGUCAUCGUUCCUCAGCUGGACGCCUUUGUUUUCCUGCUUAUAGAAUCCCUGAAAUCCCACCCUGCCGUUGCCUUGGACACCGUGAAAAACAUCUGCGAUCUCUUCAUUCCGCUCGACAAGUUGGGCUUUUACAAAUCAAACGCAGGAGUGACUGGAUUUUGCGGGCUGAUGUCAUCCCUGAUCAGCAUCCUGACGCUCGCGCGGCCCGGUUUAAGGCUCAAACCGUGAUAACAGGUGGAGCUCAACCUCGGGUUGAUCUUAGUGUUCAAAAUCUUCUAGAAGGAUGAAACUAUUCUGUAGCAGAAUAUUCAUCUGGUGUAUAACAAGGGGAACAAAUCAAAAUAACUAACAGUUUCUGAUUUUUCACAUCCAAGAAUAGAGCUUUUUGCAUUCUGGUCUGUAGUUUUAUAACUAAUAUUAAUAAUGUUUCUACUGUUCAAAUACGGGUUCUUUGGUGCUUCUGCAAAAGUUUAGUGUCAGUGUGGGUCUGCUGCGUCAGAAAGAGCAACACUGCCCUCUUGAGGACACGAGGCUGAAUUGAAGAGCUUUAUUUUCAAUUUCACUGAGACAGUAAAUACACUUAGUUUUGAAAGCUUUCCUCAAGAGGAUGACUAGGUACACCAUCCGCCAUCAGAAAAAUUGCAAAAAUAUAUAUUCCAUUUCCCUUUUUCACGACACUUUUGAGAUUGGCUGUGAAAAUAAUGAACAAACUAUGCAAAGUUGAAUCCCGUCAAAGAAUAAACAUACAAAGCAAUAAAUACAUUUUUGUUCCAAGUAGAUCAAAUAUGUAGUAGACGCAAAGUUUCGAUUUCACAUUUCCCAACUGGUGUGUUUUUUUCCAGUAUUAACAAACUGAUAAAGCACAGAAAAACGUGGACAUGGUUGGAUGGUCUGGACACUGAAAGUUGAAACAAAAACAUCCCCUUCCCUAAAUUAGAAAAAAAAACAAAAACAUUUUAACAGCACAAUCUUUUAAUUAGCGUCCAAUUAAAAACGUAUAAGGCCAAUUUUUCAAAACUGGAAAAAAAAAAUACUCUAAUUAAAUAAAUCAGUGCCAAUACAGUUUGUGCAUUUUUUACAAGGCAUCAUCAAAAAGAGAGACGCAAGACACACAAAGCACUUUUAAAAGUGGCAACAGUGUUAAACUACAGGUUUGUAAAUACUGCUGUGCCGAGUUUUGCUUGUCCCAGUAAACCGACGACGGUUACACCAUGAAUAACUGCUUUCUUAAUGAAAAGGCACCUUCAGUAGUAAGCUCCUGCUACGUUUAAAAAUAAUAUUAAUAAAAAAAGAACCAAGACGCGAGGGUUAGCACUUUAAAAGCCCCUUUCAUAAGAGUGGGGGGUUCCCAAAAAAGCAUUUACACGGUACAUAAACGGCACAUUUAUCUGAUUUAUCCGACAUUUUUCCCCAGGAAGUGUCACCUUUGAUGUUUGUUUAGUGGUAAAUGGGAAGCCCUCGACUUUAAAUACUUGUUUUACUUACUAAAAAAGGACUGGCUUAAAUAAUAGAUUACAACUGUUUUAAAACUAAUAAAUUAUUU
Cololabis saira (Pacific saury) is the source of this 2283-nucleotide messenger RNA. RefSeq names its product peroxisomal biogenesis factor 11 alpha (gene pex11a). Gene Ontology annotation, cellular component: peroxisomal membrane. Gene Ontology annotation, biological process: regulation of peroxisome size; peroxisome fission. The record is from RefSeq and is a predicted model, not a curated record. NCBI's taxonomy places the organism in Eukaryota, Metazoa, Chordata, Actinopteri, Beloniformes, Belonidae. The transcript has 3 exons. The coding region runs from base 231 to 968 and encodes 245 amino acids.